AUGGCUCCUAAAGUUACGGAUCCUCGUAAAGUUAAAUAUUUUGAAGGAAGAUCAGAAUUUCUUCUUCGACACUGUCGACCAGAUGAGAAAGAAGAAUUUGUUAAAACCACAUUUAUGGAACUUAUGAAGGAUGGUUGGUCACUUUGUACAAAUGGAAGAGUUGCCAAUUGCAUAGAGAAAAUGGUUCCGUAUGCCACUGCUGAAGCAAUUGGAUUACUCUUAAAAACCCUUACAAAAGAAAUACAUUCAGUUCUUAACACCAAAUUUGCACACCAUGUUUUGCACGCUGCACUACGGCACUGUGUUGAAAAUCCAGAAUUUCGUGAUGACACCCUGAUUUCGUCAUCUAUUGAAGAAUAUCUCGACUUUAUGUGGGAGAACCACAUGACACUACUUCAAGGAACUCAUUCUUCUCCUGCAUUGAGGAUUUACGUUCAACUAUUAGCAGGUGUCAGUGUUCCUAAAUCUCCUCAUUCUGGUCUCUACGAUGUAACCAAAAUCGCUCUUUCUGAUCCCCUUGAUCCACAAACAUAUAAAAGCAAAAUAACGGAGUUGGUAAAUGUAUUUUUACUCUCAGAAGGAUUUAAUAACUACGUUAGAGAUGCUAUGUCUGGCGCUUUUCUUCAGAUACUUCUAAUAAUUUGUUAUAAGCGGAUGGAGAGCCAUUUCGAAGCAAUUUGUUCGACGAUCUUUCGCCGAUCAAAAAUUCUGAAAACAGAUGAAGAAUCUGAGGUGAUUAAACUGUACGGCGAUUAUAAUCAUGCGCUUCCGAUGGGAUUCUCUGAUCCUGUAGCGAUUUUCUUUACGGAGACUCUAAUUGGGCUUCUUCCUGGUCGUUUAGUUCAAAAACUGCUCGGGGAUCAUAUUCUAACCAUCUCGUUGUCUUCAGAGGAUUCUGAGGUGGAGACAAAACCAUCAAUCGCUUCGGCUCUAGCUGGCCACGAGAAUGCUUGCCGAGUUUUGCGGGCUGUGAUUAGAUCAACAAAACAUGCCUCUGACUUACAAUCCAUCAUGUCUUCACUUCAACUUCCUGGGUAUGAUGGGAAACUCGGUUUAGAGGUGGCUUUGAAAGCUAAUCAGCAUUAUCUUCUGAUUGUGCUGGCUGAAGCCUGUCGGAAAUGUACUGGCUCAAGUGCUGAACGCCUUCAGGAUAUCUGUGAACAGAUGCUUUUGGAGGCAUUUGGUUUCCCUCUGAAGACGAAGAAACCAACUGAUCAGCUAAUCAAGGCUUUCGUUCGACUUAAACGCUUCGCCGAGUUGAAACCGCCGAAGGACGGUGAUGGUGGUACCAGUUGUGAGGAUAAUGGCGAAGAGGAACCACAUGAAAUUAAAACUGAAGAUGCAGGCCAAGGUGAAGUAGUAAUCGCUUCGACCGAUGAAAAGGUAACAUCCUGUCAGUUGGCGGGUUGUCUACUGGCAGAGGAAGUAUUCGGAUUCACCAGUCAUCGUCCUAUACGCCUCGCAGCAAGUUUAGCCUCUCUUCCACCCAAUGAGAUGUUCGCAUGGUGCCGAAAUUGUAUGCUUCAUCGGGUCAUUGAAAGCGCCAUAAUCUCACCUUCUGUCCCCGAACAAAGAAAGCUACAUAUUUUUGAGUCUCUCAAGCCUGUUUUGAAAAUACUCGCUACAGAUCAGUCUGGAAGUCGCGUAGUAGAGGCUCUAUGGCGAAGUGGAGAUAUUGCCACCUCACAGCCCUCAAAGCAGGCCAACGCUAUGAUCUCCAUUCGAGAGGAAUUGGCCAAAGCCCUUGCCCCAGCCUCCGAUCGAAUAGCCAGCUCUAAAUUCGGUCGUUUUGUGGAAAAUUUGGUGGGUAGUGCAGCCUACUCCAAAAACCCCAAACUUUGGCGAGAAGCUAAACUCUGCGGGUCCCACACUACUACUGCCGUGGGGACACAAUUAGUGUCUGCAGGCAAGGGAGCCCCAAAAAGCACCUUCAAAAGAAAAUUGCCUACAGAUUUCCGCAAACUAAAGCGACUGGAGGAGAAACAGAACAAGAAAACUAAGAGAAGCUGUACUUAA
Molecule: messenger RNA, 2016 nt
Organism: Rodentolepis nana
Lineage: Eukaryota; Metazoa; Platyhelminthes; Cestoda; Cyclophyllidea; Hymenolepididae
Source: the annotation of a GenBank genome assembly